AUGAAAGCCUGGUUUUGGGUUCUUGGCUGGUCUCUUUCCAUUCUGACUAUAACUGGAAAUGGAUUUAUUAUCUUCCUCAUUUGCAGUAAAAGGCAGCUUCGCACCAAAACGAACGCGUUCAUCGUUUCACUCGCAGUGGCAGACUUAAGUAUUGGAAGUAUGGCUAUUCCUACAUGGUUUACGUGCGAGAUGGUCAAUGGUUGCAAUAAUUUAUCCGCUCAAAUAAUCGAAUGGGCUGUGAGAAGCCUGUUUGCGUUCGCGUCCGUGUCGAAUCUUUGCAGUUUAGUCCUGGAUCGCUACAUUGCUGUUGUUAAACCUUUAAACUACUUGAUACUUAUGAGGCGUCGCCGCGUCAUCCUAAUGAUUCUCCUGGCUUGGAUAAUUCCUUCUGUUCUCAUCGCUGUUUCAACACUAAACAAUUUCCUUUUCAAUAACUUGCUUCUUUUCCAAAUUUUAACUUGUCUGUUUAUCAUUUUUGAGUCCCUUCCAAGUUUGAUGUUAAUAUUUUUCUUUGUAUCCAUGUUACAAGUUGUAUCUAAGCAUAACCACGCCGCUCGUUCGUUAGCGAAACAAUUACGUUUUAACCAUCAGGUUUUUUUCAAAAGUCAGGAAAAAUCUGCGAUUAUAAUGAUGGGGAUCGUUAUAGGAGUGUUUCUUGUGUGUUACGGGAUUUAUUUUCGAUGUAGUUUUAUUCAUUUAUUCAAAUUUCAGCCGUCAUGCAAUGAUGACAACUACAAAAUCCCGAUAUUGGUGAUGAACUCUGCCAUCAACCCUUUGGCGUACUCUUUCUUUAAGAGAGAUAUUAACAAGGAAGCAAAAAGACGCCUUCGUUGUGUCAAUUUAACAAAGUCAAACGUGGUACGUCCUCAUGAUCAGAACAGUUUUUCAUUGGUCGCUAUGAAGAAUUAG
Pocillopora damicornis (cauliflower coral) is the source of this 909-nucleotide messenger RNA. RefSeq names its product octopamine receptor beta-1R-like. Lineage: Eukaryota; Metazoa; Cnidaria; Anthozoa; Scleractinia; Pocilloporidae. Gene Ontology annotation, molecular function: G protein-coupled receptor activity. Gene Ontology annotation, biological process: G protein-coupled receptor signaling pathway. Gene Ontology annotation, cellular component: membrane. The record is from RefSeq and is a predicted model, not a curated record.